AUGCACCGGAGUGCUGGCCGGGACUUCAGGCACCUCUCACAAGCUGCUUACGCCCUUCUCGAGCGCACGCGUAUCCCUCCUCGUCACAUAUGCAUUGUCGCCAAGCCUCUACAUUCCACUCGCGGGAGGCUUCAUCCGCCAGCUGUAGCAGCCAAACUCAGCUACUCCCGUGUAUCGACCCCCACCCCAGAGGAGAUCGAAAGCAGCGCGUUUCGGGAGGAUGUCACGUCUGCCCCCACGCAAGAGGACACUCAUCUCAAUCUUCGACCUCGAGCAGAGCAGGAAGGGUUCCAAGACACGCCCUCACACCAACUCCUGCCUCCAUCGGAAAUUCUGGACUGCCUAAGCGAACUUCAUGGGGGCAAGCCUGCCAAGCUCACCUUGGAGAACUUGCGCGAGGUCAAGGCUGCUUACCCUCUCCUAACGUUUCUUCGCCAUCAUCGGGAUGCGUCCACGCUGGUUCUUCACCUCCUAGACGUCGACGACACCACUCGGGCGUUCCAGAUGCUGAAACUUGCCACGGAAGUCGGAUGCGUUUUCCCAGACCAGUUCUACAACUGGGCAAAGCGCCGGCUCCGGUACACCACAACUUCACUGUUGAACUGGCGUCUGCAGGCCCAGUUGGAACUUCAGCAUUACCCUCCCUUCGAAAACGUCGUCGCACUCUUCCAAAAAGAGCGUGUCAUGCUUUCCCGCUUCACAUAUCACCUCCUUAUCACCAUGAACAUGCGCAAUCACGAUCUUUCAGCUGCUUUACGCGUCCUAGAAGCGAUGGCUCAAGCGGGAAUGAAGGUCACCUCUCAAACUUGGAUGGUCGUCCUACUCGGAUAUCGCACCCUUGGACUCAACCCCGUUCUCAAGACACAGGCUUUUGCCGCUCUAGAGGAACACAGUGCCGACGAAGUCACCUCCCGUUUCAUCCUGGUCGAACUCGCCGGAUUGAUGCUCGACGCGGGAGAUCUGGACGGCACCGUCCAGCUCUUGUCUUUAACGCCACUAAUAUCCGACGUCCUUUCCUUCGCCCCUGGGGCAGAUUCCAUCGCUCAAGAAGGCGCACAGUUUCGCCUUCCAGAUGCUGUGACACCCACGUACGGCCCGCGGGGGCGAGGCAUCAAGAUUUACAACAGACUACUUGGUCACUUCGCCCGUCACGGUGAUCUAGAGCGCGCUAUCCCUGUCCUCCAGAGCAUGCGCCUAGCAGGUGUUGUUCCCGACGUCGAUACGGCAAACGCUCUCGUCCGCCUAUACUUCGCCGCAGGACACUUCAACGAUGCACUACACAUAGUUGCGAGCGCCCUUGCCGGUGUACCUUCCUCUCUCGCUCUCCUCUCAUCCCUUGGAUAUUUACCUGCGGCCCCACCUCAAUACCCGACGUUUGCCGCACCCACACCCACAGUCGACCUGUUCAACAACCUGUUGCGUGGGAUUCUUCCAUCUCACGGACUCCGAGGGCUGAGCCAAGUUCUCUCAAUCAUGAAACUCGUCCAAAUUGACACCAAUUCCACUACCGUGACGCUUGUCCUACAACACGUACAGCGACACGGACUUGCAGGAUACCGCCCCUUGGUCAAGAUGGUUCGCAAGCUGAUGUCCCAGGGCGCCACCCCUACAUUGCAGCAAUUCCACGUCCUGCUCGCAGCGUUGAUGCGCGAAGAAUACGCCUAUACUCCUCCCGGAGGUCUUCCCACGCUCCCUGUUUCAAAGUCGUAUCCCACAAACUUCCAUGGGGGUGAUGGGCCGGAGUCUUGCAGUGAUGAGCCUGAGGAGCUUGGCCUGCAAACGACCAUCAGCACACUCAGUCGUCCUAGACGCGGCCAUCUCCUCCGGCCUAUCUUGCAGUCCCUUGGGGCGCGUCGUGUGCGCUGCGACCGGGCGAGCUACGCCAUGCGGAUCAAGCACGACGCUCUCGUCCUAGGCGACAUGGAUCUCGCCACUAAGACAUUGCGCACGAUGGUCGACGCUGGAAUGCAACCCAACCUCUUCCAUUACGGCGCUCUGAUCGAGGGCUACGUCGCAGCAGGUGACCUGGACGCCGCGACCGACACCCUGGCCGCCGCUGAAGCCGCUGGCGUCCGCCCCGACGUGCGUACGCACACGAUCCUCAUCGCCGGCCACGCCCGCCUCGCGCACCCCGCCGCCGCCGCGCGCGCGUUCCGCACGAUGCUCGCGCGCGGCAUCCGCCCCGACGUCCCGGCCGUCGACGCGCUCGUGGGCGCGUUCGUCCGCGCGCGCGCGCGGGCCGCCGCGCGAGACGUCCUCCUCCGCCUGUGGCCCGGGGUCGCCGGGGCGGACACGGUGCCCGCGGACGCCAGGCAGCUGCCGCUGCGGCAGCUGUGCGCGACGUUCCGGGCUCUCCACCCGGGUGCGAAGGGUGGCAAGGCGCGGCGGCCGGUGCGGUCGGUGUCGCCCGCGACGCGCGCGGCGCUGUCUCGCGUCACGGACGAGCUGCUGCGAUCGUGGGGCGAGGCGGCGGAGGGGGGCAGCGCCGGGUGUUAA
This is a messenger RNA of Epithele typhae, 2496 nucleotides long. RefSeq lists its product as uncharacterized. Gene Ontology annotation, molecular function: protein binding. The transcript has 3 exons. The record is from RefSeq and is a predicted model, not a curated record. Bases 1 to 2496 code for a protein of 831 amino acids. Lineage: Eukaryota; Fungi; Basidiomycota; Agaricomycetes; Polyporales; Epitheliaceae.